UGAACGACGAGCGAGGAAGGUCGUCGCGGCGCCAUCAUGAAGAAGCAGCUGACCAAACUCUUCAGUCGAAAGAAGACAGGCAGCGACGAGCAUGACUUGAACCCAACGACGUCGCCGCCGAGCAAGUCCCCCGCCUCAGUAACAACGAUGCAAACACCUGUGGACGUUCCACCACCGUCUCCGCCUGAUGCACGAUUUUCACGCAUGACAGCUCAAAUGAAAGACUUCGCGCUCGCAUGCAAGCAGUUCGUGACAACCGUCAAAGCGGAUAGCGGUGCAAACUCUGUCGUCGUUCACAAAUUCAUGGCGACGAUUCAUUCCCUGAAUGCGAAAGUGCAAUCGAACAUGGGUGACGCCUCCACGAGAUGGGUGGCUCUGUACUGUGCAAGCGACCUGGGCAUACCAUUGAGCGAGCAAGCGACGCUUCUUGCCCUCGUCGUCGAAUCCCUCAAUCGCAUUCGUCUGGCUUAUAUUGUCGAGCACGUGCACGAGCUAGCGACUACUCCUGGUCUCGCUAAGUUGCCCGACGAAGCUGUGCUGUGUCCGGCCGUCGGGACCCUCGGCGCAUGUAUGGUGGGAAUGCUUUCCAACGCAACUAUCUUAGAUCGACAGCGGUGUGAAGUUUUGAACGUGAUGCGUCUCGCUGUCGACUUGUACGCCCCAAGAACUACGUGCAUCCGCGACGUUGUGUCCAUGGCCGUCGACACGAUUGCAACCUCUUCGGCAUUUAAUGCAGGACUGGUCUGGUACCUCCACGACACCCAUGCCAUUGCGACCGUCGUCGACACGAUGAGACUGCUGGCUACAGCUACCGUGGUCACGUCCGAGAACGCCGACGUCGCCAUCGGGUGGUUUGAAGCUGCGUCCACCCAACACUCAUCUCUCUUGUCCUGUGCGCCAUCACCCCAUGGGAACAAUGCGGAAGACGAUGUUCAUGUGGCUGUGAGCAAAGCCCUUGGCCUCUACAAGGAGAAACCGAAGGACCCUAUUGCACCACUGGUCGACCCAGGAAACGACGUGGACGCGGCGCCACCUCGGCCACCCCAAAAUGAAAUACGUCCGGCUGCAGAAUCUGCCGCUACCUCCACAACGCCGCCGACAGCGACGUAUUCGCUGGUCAGCCAUGAGCCAUCGGUAGGCCACAAACUCGUCCUCACGAUAUUGCAAGCCAGUUGUCGGUUCUCGUUCGUCCUUGUGUUGGAUUUCGGAACGAUGGGAGGGUACAAUGUCGUGUGGUCCAUUGCGAACAGGUCGGCCAAAGACAAGAGCAGCCAAGGUCAAGCGGAGGACGGCAUGCACUUAUUCGUGGGGCUCCUUCCCCUCGGAGAAGGAGUGGCGAAGCCGUUGGAGUCCGAUGACUGGUCCUUGAACGCGUGCGGGGCAUGGAACGAUGCUGCUCUCAUCGCUUUGCGCGACUUUCUCGGUGUCCACAUUGAAGACGCGACGAAAACAGCGUUGCUCGCGCCAUGGCUAAACGUUGUGCACCAAAUUUACGCCACUCGAACCGAUCAAUUCAAACGAGUGGAGACCAAGACGCAGUUGGUGGCGUCGUUGGUGGCCAAGUUCCAAACGAUUGCGAGUCGACAUGCUCAGGAUGUCGUGCUGGCGUGUGUGCAGCACAUGGCAGUACAUGGCGCGACAAUGGACGUAACUCGAAGCAUCCUUGGCUCAAUUUGCAAUCUCUUUGCGGACGCUCAGGCGGUUCCGGAACUCGCACUGCUCCUGUGUAGAUCGCUGGCGACGAUGCUGCACCAAGUACCAACACCCGACCAUGCUUUGCGAGAGACGUUGCUGGAUGCUGGCUUGGUCGACCGAGGACUCGUUGCAGCAUUCAAGCAAAUUCAACAGGCUGAGAGCGCUUCCGUCGACGACGCCACAGGCAAUUCCAAGUACAUUCAAGAAAUCUGUGCUUUGGUGUGCCUGGUCCUGCACAAUCACGUGGCUGCGUGCACGCAAUUCCGCCAGCACCACGUGCAUUUGAUAUUGUACGUGGUGUUGACCGCGCGGAUCCACGACCGUGAGACCUUUCAAAGCGUAUUCAACAUUCUGGUGGCCCUGUCGGGGGUGACAAAGUCGCCGCUGCUCAUCGAAGGAAUUGAGGACGACGUGCGAAUGCUUCUGGACGUCAUGCAGCGCUGCUGUCGCGAGCACAACGCGCAAUCUCUGCACACCCUUUUAGCGUUGCUCUGCCAGUACCUUCGAAACAACGUUACAGUCCAACGCAUCUGGCGCGACAAGAUGUCCGGCAUGGAAGGGUUGCUGUCAGCACUGUCGACAUUGCAAGACCACGCGAGCGAUUUUCCCGUCCUCGAGACGCUGCUCUCGAUCGUGUCGAGCCUUUUGGAUGCCCCCGACACACGGCAAUAUGCCCUCGACCACCACAUCUACCACACAAUUGCCGACUGUAUUGUCGCGUCCGGCUGGCUAGCGUCUUCGCACGCAGCAGAUGUGUUGGCGUUCUUGAUGGGGCUGGUGUUCCAGACCACGAAAGGAGGGUCGUCCUGUGCACCAACGGUUGGCCGGUACAACCCCGACGCCGGGGUCAUGAGUUUUCGAGUGUAUCCGCACUUGGACCGUGGCCAACGAUCGGACGUUUUGUCGAGCUGGAUGAGUCAUCUGGAGAGUUUGACCAAGCCGAACGGCGACAAAGCCAAGCUCAUUGCGGCAGGCGUGUUUAAGUGGAUCCUUCCGCUCGUACAAGUGGAUCCGUUGCCACUUCUCCCAUUGAUUGCUGUGCUGGCAACGGUGGACAUCCCCAUGCCGCACUUGCGACACUACCUCCGUGUAGUGCACCACACCCCUUGCCGGGGCCUCCCGAUGCUCGACACGAUGUCAAAAGUACCGACUGUGCCACACACCGAACUCCACCACCAUUCGUACAUUCAAGUCACGACAUACGACAAGGUAUGGCCGCCGCCGUCGGGGUAUUCGUUUGCGUGCUGGUUUCAGUUUCCGCCGCCGGACGAAGCCCAAGGACCAAGCCACACGGUCACGGUGCCCAUGUGCGAAGGGCACCUUGUGAUGGACCAUGGACUCGGGCCAACGUAUGCCGUGCUGGUGGGGUCGACACUGAGUCUGUACCGAUGCAAGGAGGAUGCUGUGUCCGGUGCCAAGGAACUCGGGCUGUUGGAGAUUUUCGAGUACGCGGAAGAAGGAAUCGCUGGGUUUCGCAUUUGCAGCAAUGAUGACUGGUUCGCAGCGACUGUCGUCGAUCCCGACGGCGCGCCAGCGUGGAAGAAGGCGCUGCAAGUGUACUCGAAGCCAUACGUGAUGCUCGUGUCCAUGUAUACGUUGGACCAGCCGCAGUGCUUCACCCGAGUCUACUUUGACCCGGCAACAACGUGCUUGCGAGUAGAAACGUCCCAGAAGCACGUGCUGUUCAAGAACAUCGACAUCGGACUUUUUGCCCCGAAGAGUUGGCACCACCUCGUGUUCACACAUAAGCGCGCCGUCAUGGGCAGCUCUUUGGCGACGCUCUACAUCGACGGCGGCGAAAUUGGCGCCAAGAAGCUGUCGUACCCUGCCGUAUCAACGACGCCCGGCCCGAUUCGGUGCUUCCUCGGAAGCGACCCGCACUUGUUUCCGUCCACAAAGAUUCGAUCGAUUUGCCUUGGUCCGAUGUGGCUCAUGGGCGACGUGCUGCCGCCACUUGCGGCCACAUGCAUGUUCACGCUGGGCCCGGCCUAUAUGCACUCGUUCCCUGGCAACGGCACUAGCCAAGGCGCCAUCGACGAGUGGACGGAGACCACCCUCGCCGCCUUCUUGCAUCGGAUCAUCCAUCGAAAAGUGGAUGUCGCGAGGGCGGCAAAGCGACUGCAGCUUCGGAAUCUCGCGCUGGCAACGCAAAAGGACUGGCAAAGCGAAAUGGUUGUGUCUUGGAUCGACAAGGAAGACUCGGCCAUCUACGCCACGAUGUGGUUUCGAUACUUUAUCGACCGCCACUGCUCGAUGAAAGCACUCGGGAUGGAGUGGCUCGCACUGGUGUCGAGCUUCAAAUGGACGGAUGAUACGCUCGUGCUGUGGAAUCUCCAUACAGACGUUCCGAAUUCGCCGCAGACACACGUCCACUAUGCCGACUCGGAGCCCACAAUCCCUCUGAAUCUGGGCAAACUUGUCCCGAGUCUCGGUGGUCUCUGGUCGGUGCUGGUCCCCCUGGCGGAUUCCUUGGACACCACAGCCGACCUCCACCGAUUUCUCCGCGUCCUGACACGGUGCUUGCAAGCAAACCCGGCCACGUUGGCCUGGUUCCUCGAGCAAAAGGGCCAUGCGUGGGUUACGACCUUGCUCCUCCAACACAUGGACUUGGUGGACGCGUCCAUUCUGAAAGCCGCGGCCAAGCUUGCGAUCUCCGGCUCACUGAGCCCCCACAAGCAGGCGAAGCAGCCUCCGCCUCUCGACGCGAAAGUGGCACAUCCAGUUAUCAUCGACGUUCACGCUAUUACGAGCGUCCUGUUCAAUGUCGCGUUUCGCACGGCGCUGCCACGACCGCUCCAACGCGAGCUAGUCGUCCUCUUGGCCUAUACGAUCCAGCCCCAGAACCCCAACGCCGUCUUCAACGCCCGCCAACUGCGUCAGUCCCAGUUCAUCCAGUGGUGUCUCCAUCUCAUAUCCCAAAUCUGCCGGGCGGGCGACCCUGGAAGCGAGCUUAAGGACGACUUGCUGCUGACCGAGACCCAGCAGCUCCUGGCCACGUAUGUCCAAGUUGAAGUCCAUGUAGACGACAUGCUUCAAUACUCGGACAUGCUCCUGUGUGCGUUGAUGGAUGCGGACGCUGCUUCUCUGCGCUGCACGCUGCUACACUUCCUGGUGCACCACGUUGAAUCGUCCCCCGUUGUCGCGCGCACCGUCGUCGAUUCCGUUCUUUACCGGCUCCACCAAGACAAGAAGAAAGGGAUGGCGUCUGCGACGUCUCCCACCGGCAGUGGCCCGACCAGCCCCCACUGGUGCCCCCACGACUCGACUUUUUCAACAGACGGCCUGGAGCAUGUUCUCUUGGAGACGAUCUGCCGCUCUAAGCUCUCGCCCGACACGCCACAACAACCUGCCGACGCUCAACUCGCGUCCCGACUCCUCUUCACGCUGGCACAAGUCCAGCCUGCGUUUGCCAUGCACUUGCUCGUGAAUUCCCAGCUGCACGUGCGCCUCAAACAAGUCCUCGCGUUGCACGCUGGCCAUGCCGCGACUUACGUCCCGCUGCUUGCGUUUGUCGGAUUGAUUCCGCUCUCGAAUGUUGCCGUGUCGAGCGAUGGAUCCGGGGAUGACCUGAGCGGCACUGCUACAUUUCCUGCCAAGUACACCCCGACCGCGAUGGACCGCGAUUGCAUCGAUGCCGUGUGGGAUAUCCUCGGGCACUUGUGGCACAUCCGCCAAUGCACGCUGCCCACUGACACGACGACUGUCGCCGUGAUCAUGUGGCUCAACCAGAGGCUCCAUUCCGACAUGUUGUUCUUCCAGGCGGUGUGUCGAUCAAGCUGCGCGUUUUUGGCCGUCAUCCUUCGGUGCAGAGUGCUACCGACUCGUUCAACCACUGAGGCCACCGACAACGUGGCGCCCUUGCCAAUAUCGCAAGCGGGCGAGGUGUGUUUGGUCACGUUCGCAAACCAGUCACUCGUUGAGCGCGAUGACUGGGCAGACAACAUGUUGUUUUGUUUGCACAUAUGGCCCUCGACCGCAUCGCAACACGACUGGUUCUCGCUCGUCACUGCCAUCGUAUCCAACGCCAAGAUUCUGGAAGGUUGCGCGAGUGUGGUCGCGAUGAAAAACGUGUGCAGUUUGCUCUUGGGACUCCUCCGCUUGAUCGUGUGUCGCCGCAAGCGAGGCGACAAGUUGAAACGAGUCGACCCGACCCCGUCCAAGGUGAAAGCGCCAAACGAGGCGUGGCCCGCCGACCUCACAAGUACAGUCCUCGCGUUUGUUUGCCACGUGAUUCGUGCUAGCGAAAACGCGGUCAUGGCCAGCGUGCUUGGGGACGAAGCGAUCCAGCAUUUUUACAACGUGUUGGUCUUCUGCGCCCAGGCGUUCGUUCUGCAAGCGCUGUAUCCGAUGCAGCACGUCGCGUCGUGGCACUUGGACGUGCUGCGGGUCGUGGUCGCGUCCAAGGAUCAGUUCUUACAGCAAACGAACGUGUCGAACGUGUUGCUGUACACCGGGUCGGCCGCGGCGCCGCCGAUCGCCGACGCGUCGGCGUUUCGCCUGCACAUGCGGCAGUUGAGUUUGCAAGGCAGCCAAAAGGAGUUUGUGGUCGGGCAAGACUCGGACAAGUUGUUUGUGCAAUGCUUGGCGACGGCCUUGUUUCGCAUUCUCCUCGCCGACCCCGCCUGUUUUGAAGUCACGCAGCUCUGGCAAUACCUGCUUCAGCAACGCAUGGGCCUCGUCAAAGAGAUGCUGAUCCUUGACGUCAAACCGACGCUUCUCACAACGAUGUCGACGGCCAAGAAAGAGCCGUUGGACGUGUUUCACCACGGGUUCGACCAAAUUCUCGGGAUCGAUUCGCUCGACCAUUGUCAGUACCGAGUCUUUUUUCAGUGGAUCCAAGCGCAGUCAACGCUGCUCGAGGACGUUUUUUCCACACGCACUGACCCGAUGUACAACCAACUGGUCGACGUCCUGGAAGGAACGCUGUCGUUGAGGCAUCCCAAGCAUGGACAAUGGGCGAUUCGCGUCGCUGUCGACCCGCCAGCUCCGUACCCACUGCUGGAGUCGACAGCGCGAGACGAAUGCGCGGAUGAAGCAAUGGUCCAACUUGCGUCCGAGAAAGCAUCCGUCCGGCUGGCGCAGUUUGUGUCGAGCCAGCGCGAUGACUCCAAACAGUCCAAGGCGAAAUGGGAUCGCGAGCUCGCCAAUGCCAAGUACACACGAUCGCUGUGGUCGGAGCCGGUCGAAAUGCACGCGAGGCCGACGCAAACUGUGUACCAACUAUCGUGGGAGUACACGGCGCUGGAUGCGACCGAAGGACCUGGACGCAAGCGAGUGCGGCUAAAGUGGCAGGACACUCCGAUUCGACCAGGUCGAGCGUCCAGCAGUGCCCAGACCCCGUCAGGUGCCCCUGCAAAGAAGGCUGCAUCGUUCAGAGUGUCAAGUGAGGCGCGGCGGUACUUGGAAUUCCACGAUGCUGUUGAAGUGUACCGUCAGUGCACGUACAAGCACGACCUUGUCGAUCUGACAAAGUGCAAAUUCCCCCAAACGAGGGAGCUCCUCCGAGAACUGGUCACGCCCUUGUCGAUUGCGGCAGCAAUUUGCAGCGCCUUCUUGCAGGAAGGCCAAUACCAAUUGCUCGGAAUAUCUACCAUCGUCGUCCAAGAGAUCGACGCGAAUCUCCGUCUGCUACAGGACCACCACCCGUCAGUGGACCAAGCUACGGACAGCGCAUCGGGCGACCAUGCUGGAAACGAGCCGUCGCAUGGAAGCGAUGAGGUGGCAACCGUCCUUCCCACCACUCUCUUCGACGUGGCAGACUCGGAAGCCAUGCAAAAAGGCGCAUUAGCCAAAUCAACCUCUGGAAUGCCGCCCAUCAAGCAAGGCACGGAGGACAACCGAGACUCGGACGAAGAACUGUCCGACGACGAUGAAAGUUCAACCCAUCGUGAGUCCAUACUAGACCUCCGGACGAGCGAGAUCGAGCCGUCCUCCACUGCCGCCGCGCCGUCCCCAGAGACCUCCGCUCCAACGCCGCCUCUGGACGACCGCCGAUUUUGCGGUGCUUUGCUGCGCAUCCUGCACCGAAAUGACCAGACCCCCCACCACGCUUGCAAUGCCAUCUCGGUGGCAGGCAUGCAAAAAACGAGUGGCGUGUGGCUCAUGUGCGACGAGUCCCUGUACUUUGUUGAAGGCUACAUUGUAGUCGACGACCAGCAACAACUGACCAAAAGCCUUGCCGAUCUGCGGGCUGGCAGCGAAAAACCCGGCGGCGGCGUCAUGCAGAAGCCAAACACGUCGCUGACGAGCCCCGUCGUGUGGCGGCUCAAGUAUAGCGACAUCAAGCAAUUCUAUCGGAUCAAGUUUCAGCUGCGCCCUGUCGGCCUCGAGCUCGUCGACACGGGCGGAUGGACGUACUUUUGCACGUUCGACUCGGCGCGGUGUCGCGAGGACGUGUUCAAAGCGUUGUUCCAGAUGCCGAUUCACAACAGCAUCUACUGGGCGCACGUGCUGCGACCGGCACCGUUUCGCUCGAUGAAGCGACUGCGGCAAAGCCUGACGAAGAAGUGGCUCCGCGGCGCUAUGUCCAACUUUGAGUACCUCAUCGAGUUGAAUGCGCUAGCAGGGCGCACCUUCAACGAUGUGACGCAGUACCCCGUGUUCCCGUGGGUUUUGGCCGAUUACACGUCGGACGUGUUGGAUCUGUCAAAGGACGCCACGUACCGCGACCUGAGCAAGCCCAUGGGUGGCCUUGGCGCCAAGCGCGCGGAGCAGUUCCGAGAGCGGUAUGCCGCCAUGGCAACCGAUGGCUUUGAUGGGUCUCCCGCGUUUCAUUAUGGAACGCAUUACUCGUGCUCGGCGUACGUGACGUACUACCUCGUCCGACUCGAGCCUUUUGCAUCGAUGGCGCAAGAGUUGCAGGGCGGCGAGUUUGACAAGGCCGAUCGAUUGUUUCGCAGCGUUGGGGCAUCGUGGACAUCGGCGUCGUCGGAGAACCUCCAGGACGUCCGCGAGCUCAUUCCAGAGUUCUUCUUUCUGCCGGAAUUUCUCGUAAACGCCAACCACUUCGACUUGGGCACGACGCAAAAUGGCGACGCUGUCCGAGAUGUGCUGUUGCCGCCGUGGGCCCGCAACGACCCGCGCGAGUUUAUUCGACUACAUCGUCGCGCGUUGGAGUCCAAAUACGUGUCGGAAAACUUGCACCACUGGAUCGAUUUGAUCUUUGGGUACAAGCAGCAGGGCCAGGAAGCCAUCGACGCGCUCAAUGUGUUUAUGCACAUGACGUACGAAGGCACGGUCGACAUCGACAACAUCCACGACCCUCUCCUGCGGGAAGCCACCCUGGCGCAGAUUGAAAACUUUGGCCAAACGCCGACCAAGCUGUUUAACAGUCCCCAUCCACCACGAAAAGUCCCGCAGCUACAAGUGCAUUCGUCUCUCUCCUCACUCCUCACACACGCCCAAGAUCUCAGCAUGAACGCUCAGAGCAGUAUUGAAGCUUAUGUCAAGUGGCACACGCCCCUCGCACCGCCGCUCGUGUCCAUCGGGAAAGAGUAUGUGUAUCUCAAAAAGGCCCACGCUGCUCAAGUUCUCGACGAGCCCGUCGGCGACGUCAAGGUGACAGCUGACAACAAGUACGUGUGCCGUGGCCAGCGCUGUGUGCUCGUGCCCCCUCGCCACAAAAAAGUGGUCGACUGGGGCUUAGGCAACGGAUCCAUCGCUCUGCGUUCGGUCAAGUCGAAAGGGUCCCUCGUCGUCGUCGAAAACGUCCAUGCGAGCGCAAUUCGAUGUGGCGCGUUUUGUGCUGACGGGUUGGUUUUUGUCAGCGGGGGCGACGAUGCUGUCGUCAACGUCCUCGAGUGCAGUAAGGUCCACGGCGAGAGGGUGCUUACCCACAAAGGCAAACUGACAGGACACGAAGACGCAGUGACGUGCGUUGCCAUCGACACAGCGUUCAGCAUUAUCCUGAGUGGAUCAAAGGAUUGCUCGGCGAUCGUGUGGGACCUCCGGACGCGGCGGUACUUGCGGGAUCUGCGCGGCCACGACGCGCCGCUGUCGCAUGUCGGGGUGAACGGUGCCAACGGCAAUCUCGUCACCAUUGCAAACACCCAAGUGCGCAUGUGGUCGAUCAAUGGCGAUCUCUUGGCCGGCGCGCUCUUACCAACGCUUGGUCUAUCUCCUAUCACGGCUGCGCUGUGCACGACGUGCGAUAUGUGGCAAAACGGCGUCGUCGCCGUCACGGGGCAUUCGAAUGGCACGAUUGCGUGCUGGGGAGUCAAGUACCCCACAGACGCCGAGGCAGCGGGCCCGGACGUGAAGCCAACGUUCAGUGUGACCGCAGACAAGUUUCGAGCAAGUGGCAACGCCGUUGUCGUCGCCCCAUCUUGCCACCUCGUCGUGAUGAAGCUCCUGGUCGAACACCGGUCGAGUGUGACGGCCCUUGCGAUGACCCCCGAUCAGCGCCAAGUUAUCUCGGGGGAUGCCGACGGGUGGUGCAUGCGAUGGAUUGACGACAGUUUGACGAGUGGCGCGACGUAAGCGAUGAAAUAUUGAUCCAAACACAUUGCGCA
Molecule: messenger RNA, 10205 nt
Organism: Aphanomyces invadans
Lineage: Eukaryota; Oomycota; Saprolegniomycetes; Saprolegniales; Verrucalvaceae
Exons: 21
Coding region: 37-10173 (3378 amino acids)
Molecular function (GO): protein binding
Source: RefSeq, a predicted model, not a curated record